This is a messenger RNA of Paramecium octaurelia, 1294 nucleotides long. The record is from the annotation of a GenBank genome assembly. Lineage: Eukaryota; Ciliophora; Oligohymenophorea; Peniculida; Parameciidae.
AUGGAAUCAACCAACUUUGAAUCUAAAUCGCUGAAGCAUAGAGGGAAGGAUGAGAAGAUGACGAUUAAAAUGAAUCAAAAUCAAAUUAUCGUAGUGCUUGAGCCAUCAGAUUUAUAGCAAGCUAUGAAAUUAUAGAUCGAAUAGAUUAAGGACAAGGCAGCUAAAAAAAAUUAUAAUUGGGAAAUCUUUGAUAUAAAGCAGGUAAAAUGGGUAACAUAACUAAGGAAAUCGGAGCAGGUACAUUUGGGUAAGUAUUUGCGUCAUUGGAUUAAAAGACAGGAAAGAAAUACGCUCUAAAAUUUAUUGGUUAUGACGAUGAAAGUGAUUAGGAUCAGGAAUUCAUGGCAGCUGUCAGAGAAAUUGUUAUUAUGCAGACAUUAUCUUAAACUAAUUGUUAGGGGUUGCUUAAGAUUUAUGAUAUCUAUCCUUGCAUAAAGGAUGAUAAUAAGUUUCUAGUGAUUGUUAUGGAAUUGUAUAAUUCAAGGUAAGGAUAGAAGAGAAUAAAACCAAAUGGACUGAUGAAGAGUUGUUGUAUAUCUUAUAUUAGUUGGUUAAAGGUUUUUCAAUUAUGAAGAAACACAACGUCACUCAUCGUGAUAUAAAACCUUAAAAUAUCCUAUAUUGCGAAGCAGACAAAUCUUACAAAAAUGCUGAUUUGGGAGGUGCUAAAUUUCUGAAACCAAAAUAAACUUAAUUAAAUACAGUUCGUGGGUCUCCAGCUUAUUGGGCUCGUAUUUAAUAAUUAAUAAUUUCAUUUAGCUGAGAUUUAUUUUUUUUGUGAUUUGCAAAAGGACAAGGAUGGUUGUUUCUUUGUAGGUAAAUAACAUUUAAACUAUGAUCCUUAUACUUCUGAUGUCUACUCGGUUGGAAUAACCUUUUUAUUAAUGCGUAAAUUAGUUCCAGGAUUAGAUAGAGAAUCUCUAAGAUUUGAAGUUGAAAUACUUAGGAAAUUGAAAUCACCAUCUAUUUUUGAAUAGAUACUGAUUAAAAUGUUAGAAUAUGAUGAUCAAAAGCGCGUUUCUUUUGACGACUUAUUAUAACUCAUUUCCUCUUAUAAAGAUCUAUUCAAGAAACCUAAUGAAGAUGUAUUCGUUAACUGCUUGAAAACAUAAUAGGAUAAAAAAGUAAAUCAUACUAAAAAUGUUAGAAUUUGAGUGUUUAAGAUUUAAUGAUGAGAGAGGUCAAAUUAGGUGAAUCAUAUAAAAAUUGAAUUUGCCUGAACAUGCUAAAUCUCACAAUGAAUUAGCAUUGAAACAUGCUAUCAAAUUAUCCAAGGAUAGUGCCAAGGCUGAUA